AUGGACGCCUACCCAGUCGACUAUGUCAAUCACAACCUCCCUUUGGUCCUGCUCUCAGGCCUGGAGGCAGGACCAGAGGAGUGGACAGAAAAUACAGGCUCAGAAACAUACCCCCUCUUGGCCGAGCGUGGCCCUCAUAUCUUCUCCGAUUUCCCUCCGCUAAGCGGGGCUCUUGCGGAGGAGCUGCGGCGAGUGUUGCUAAAGGAGGAUGCCUCGCACAUGCCCUGGAGAGCACGGCAGAGCUCAACCGGGAGCCCCAAUGCGCCCCAUGUGGGAUACAAGAUCAAGAGUACAGGACGGUCUUACAAGCUUCCCCCGCGCAAGGCCGACCCGCCACAAAUCUCCCCUCCGAUGAGCCCCUCGGCGGAUACAGAGAGCAAUGUCUCCGGAUCAGGCACACCGUAUGUGCUCCAUUCACCCAUAUCACCCUUGUCGCCCGGCUCGCCCACCUUCCCCGAUGGUCUCCUCACGCCGCUAUGGGUGACGAAACACCAGGAACUCGUGCCGGCCGCGGUAAUCAACUUCUUCCCUUUCUCGCUGGACCCGAAUAUGGAUUCGCUGCGCGAUAAUCAACUCAAGAUCGAGAUCAAUAGUCUCAAGAAAGAGUGGGCGUCCUCGGGAUUCAAGACGCGAUUUUUGACUGUGUUGAUAUCUGAGGAGGGAGAUGGAGGCUAUGAUGGUGAGAUUGACGAUCGAGUCGCGGCAAUCCGGCGAGCCACGAACCUGGACCAAAGAUCCAUCUUUAUGAUCCCGCCCGAUGCCACCACGACCGAGUUGAAGGAUUUUGUAGACUCCCUGUUUUCUCUUCUGCAGCCAUCGGUUGUGGAGUACUACCGGGAUCUAUCGAAGCAUGCCCGCAGAAAGCGCAACAGAAGUAGCAUCCCGCCGCCGACUGCGCCACCCACCACCGGCACGUCGCAGACGCUUUCGUUACAGGGCUGGAAUGUUCGCUACGAAUUCAAGCUGGGGAUCUUUGCCGAGUUCCGACAAGAAAUGGACGCGGCUUGCCGGAAUUACGAGAGUGCGUACGAAACCCUCUUCGGGCAAGAGGUUUUUGAAAACAUCGCAGGGUGGGAUCCCCGGUUCAAUGAUGCGCGCCUCUUGGGAGAUGCACUCGCCGUUCGUAUCAUCCGUUGUCUACUGUGGACGGGCCAGACCACUGCAGCCGCACGCUUCUGGGUGGAUCACAGGAUACGAACGAAAGACAUUGUCAAUAGACGCGGCAAGGGGAGCAAGAAUUAUGGAUGGGAGGCUUGGGAAGCACGGUGGCCAAUGGUCAUGGCCGAACUCAUCCGUCGUGCAGAAUCUACGCUCCCUGCGCCGGAGACCUCGAUCGACCCCCUGGCGUUGUCGAUAUUCAAGGCCCCCGAGAAAUCCAUUCCGAACCCCGAGCGAGUGAACCCGUGGGAACAAUUGCACCACGAGGGUUAUUGGCUACAUCAAUCUGCCAAGCAUACCAUGCUCCGGCGGGUACUUGCUGAGCAGAUCCCCGAUGAUGAUCGGCUAACGCCGGGCCAAUCUCCGGCCUCUCAGAUUGCUAGCAAGUCUUACUUGUAUGAUACCUAUCUUGCUCCGGAAACCCACGAGGAAUUCCCCAAAUCAGGCCAAGAUGGAUUCAACCACUCGAACUUGAUUUUGAGCACGCUAAAGGCGGCUCUUGAAGAGUUCUCGAAACGCCAACAGAUACGCAAGGUGGAAAGUCUGAGUCUUGAGAUUGCUCAAGAAUACAUGCGGGUUGGGUCGUGGUCGGAAGCUUAUCAGAUGCUCCAGCCCCACUGGGCAACCCUCAGUUGGCGUCGCGCUGGGUGGUGGCAAUUGAUGGAACCGUUUGGCUGGGCCUUGAGAGAGAGCGCUCUGCAUGUACAGGAUAAGGAGACAGUCCUGAAAGUGGACUGGGAACUCCUCAACAAGGCUUUCUCCCCAAGACAUGCAUGGAAUCAUGAUAUCCACCAAAGUUUAGAAAGUCUUCCUUUGGAAAAACCCAAACCCUCGGUCGUUCUCCGGGCCGAAGAUGUGAUGACCUGCUUGAAUGCCUCUCUCGUUUUUGAAAAAUCCGAAGGCAAUGUUGGCGAGCCCCUGCAGGCUCAACUGACCCUUUCAUCAUGCGCUCAGUCAGUAUCGGCUCCUAUCAAGCUGUCAGAAGUCAAACUUGUUUUUGAAGGAUGUCUUCGUCCAGUCAAGAUCCAAUCGGACCACAACGAGGACUCGGACACAAAAUCACCAUGCUGUAUCUCAUCAAUUUCCCUGCGCAAGCCCAGCAGUCCAGGUGACACAUCCGUACAGUCUCCAACUGGGGCUCUGACUACCCUAAUUGGCAUGGCCGAUCUGACGAUUGGGCCUGGCCAGACAAAGGUGUUUAAUAUCACAUGCAUUCCUCGCGAGGCCGGAGAUGCCCAGGUUGCUUCUAUCGCAAUGCUCGUCGAGGAAGAGAAAUUCGACCUUACAUAUGUGAUUACAGACCACACCCAGCGUCAAUCUUACUGGUGGCAACAGACCAAGAAGGGUGCGUCGCGGAGGAGAGUUGGUAAAGAUCGAGAUACUGGACGGUGCAAAAUCAUGCCGAAGCCGCCCAAGAUCCGCAUCUCAACGCCGAAUCUCCGAAGCACUUAUUAUACCAAUGAGCGGGUGGCUUUGCAAAUCGGCAUCCACAAUGAAGAAGACGAGGCCAAGCUGGAGUGGUCCGAUGCAGAGACCAGCCCCGAGCCAGAAGGAUCAGGCACAAGCACUCCUCUUGAAGGAGUUUCUCACUUCAUCAAGCGAACUGUCGGUAUUUUGGAUCGUGCCGCGGAUAAUGAACUUACUGUCGUGCUGGCUGAUACCCAAGAUGCUGCAAAGUACUCUCUCGAGAUCACCGCCAUCUACCAUCUCGUUUCUGAUGUUCAAACACCCAUCAUAAAAACGAUAACAGUCGAUCUCUCAUUCGUUCGACCGUUCGAGGCCAACUACGAGUUCCUUCCUUGCAUUCACCCUUCACCAUGGCCGAACUUUUUCUCUGUCAACGAAGAGCUACUCGGAAAGUCGCCACCACCACCAGUUGGCUUGUCGCAGAAAUGGUGUCUCAAUUCCAAAGUCGUCUCCUUUGCCCUGGAGCCACUCGUUAUCGAGAAAAUGGCUCUGAAAGCCGUCGACAUAAGCAUCGGCACCGUAUGCAACCUUGAACCUGAAACUCUCGUCAGCCAAGAGUUGCCGCAAAUCUCACCAGAAGAACUGCGCGAAUCCAACUUCUUCCUCGACAUCCAGAAACAAUUGCUUGGCGAUCGCCGACCUACUGCAAUAAACUUUGCAUUGGAAAUCACCUGGCGCCGAGCAUCCCCCGAGCCCGAGACCGAGACCAGCACCGCAAAAACCGCAGCAAACACGACAACCAGCAUCCUCGAAAUCCCUCGCUUCGUCGUCCCAAUGGGAGAACCCAGAGUUCUGGCCUCGGCCACUCCAUCAACGAAACUAUCUGGAUUGAUCCACCUGGAAUACACGCUGGAGAACCCGUCCACACACUUUUUGACAUUCAACCUGAUGAUGGAGGCUAGCGAGCACUUCGCUUUCAGCGGUGCCAAGACUACUGUCAUCCAGCUUGUUCCGUUGAGUCGGCACACGGUCAAGUACAAUAUCUUGGCUGCGAAACGCGGGCUAUGGAUUCAGCCGCAGUUGGUUGUUGUGGAUACUUAUUUCAAUAAGACGUUGCGGGUUCUGCCUACUGGGGACAUGCGUGCGGACAAGAAGGGCGUCCUGGUUUGGGUUGAUGCGGAGGAUUAA
Messenger RNA from Penicillium argentinense, 3753 nucleotides. RefSeq lists its product as uncharacterized. The transcript is spliced from 5 exons. The record is from RefSeq and is a predicted model, not a curated record. NCBI's taxonomy places the organism in Eukaryota, Fungi, Ascomycota, Eurotiomycetes, Eurotiales, Aspergillaceae. Bases 1 to 3753 code for a protein of 1250 amino acids.